AUGUCAGCACGGGGAGGGAAAUUUUUCCGUGGUGGUAAGAAAUUUCUACGCCCCGUCGCCAACGAUGAUGAUGAUGACGAAGAAUCUUCCUCUGAAGAAGAGGAGGAGGAAGAAGUCUCAACGAAGCAAAAGAGUACUGCUAAUGCAAACCUAAGCUCUGAUGAUAGCGACGAAGACGAUGAUGAUGAAGACGACGACGAGGAGGAGGAGGAAGAAGAGGAAGCUCCGAAAAAGCGCAAAGCCGCACAAGCUGAAGAAAGGCCAAAGAAAACGAAAAAGGCCAAGAUGUCAUCUUUUUUUGACGAGGAAGCAGAAGAUGACGAUGAUGAAGAAGGUGAUGAUGAGGUAUAUGGCACUCAUCAUGAUCCAGAUGAUGUUGUCCGCAAGCAUUACACUGCAGACGAUAUCCGAAAAGAACAGAUGGACGAAGAAGCACGGGAAAUCAUGAGGCAACAAGAUCUUCGUCGUUCUAGAAUGGGGUAUGGUAUUGGAAACCAGGAGCGGUCGGUGCAAGAGAUGGCAAAAGAGAUCGAAGAUCGUCACCGAAUGCAAAAUAGACGCGUCGAUCGAAGUGUUCUUGACAGAGGUGCAGUAUCACGACAGCGCUUUGAUGAGGAUGCUCCAGGAGGCCCUGAAGUAUACACCGCUGUUUCGCAGCAAUCUUUGGUUCCAUCGGUUUCAGAUCCAAGUUUCUGGAUGAUUUCGUGCAGCAAUGGAAAAGAGCAAGAGAUGGUUUUCCAAAUCAUGAACAAGUGUGUGGCCCAUGCACGCCAAGGUCGGCCGCUUGGUAUUUGCGGUGUCAUUGCAGCUCAAUCCAAGGGACGGAUUUAUGUCGAAAGUUUCAGCGAACCCGCAGUCGUCGAAGCAAUCGAGGGUGUUCGUGGCUUGCUUCAGUACACAAUGAAGCUGGUCCCUAUUAAGGACAUGACGACAGUCAUGACUGUUGUGCCAAAAAAGAAGCCUGUCAAGAAAAACGAAUGGGUACGAAUGACACGGGGACACUACAAGGGAGAUCUUGCAUUGGUUCUGGAUGUCCGCGAUUCUGGUCUCAAGUGCGUUGUGCAGGUAGUGCCUCGUCUGGAUUUGUCACUGCUUGACUUGCCUCCUGAGCAGGCCCGAGUGCGAAGAAAAAUCAAGCCUCCUCAAAAGUUCUUCAAUCCACAAGAAGUUGCUUCAAUGGGAAGACAAAGUAUUAGACAAUACCACCGUGCAUUGGAUGCCCAUUGCGAUUUCUUUGAGAACAACUUCUAUCGCGAUGGUUAUUUAAUCAAAGAAGUGACAGUUGGUUCCAUGAUCAAGCCCACUACAGAUGAAAACCCUCCGUCUUUGGAUGAACUUCAGAGAUUCCGAAGAAAGAGCAGCAAGGAUGAUCGUGACAGUGAUGGGGAUGAAAACGAAGGGUCCAAAAUUGCUGCAUCACUUUUGGAUGAGCUUUCUGACUUGCAAGGUAAAACAGGUCUUGGAAAGGCUCCCGAGUCUGGAGGACUUCUCAUUGGCGACACUGUUGAAGUGAUCGAAGGUGAUCUUGUCGGAAUGCGAGGAAAACUCAUGAGUUUGGAUCAAACCACAGUUAAAGUGAAGCCAAAUGACAAAUCACUGGAUCUCGGAGGCACGGGAGAAGUCGAAUUCUUGGCGAGCCAAGUCCGAAAGUUCAUUGCCGUUGGUCACCACGUCAAGGUUAUGGACGGAAGAUACGCCAAUGAAACCGGUACAGUCGUUGCUGUAGAGAAGUUGGACGGAGAAACAGAUUUGACGGCUGUGGUUCUCACUGAUGCAACUAGAAAAGAGAUUUCUGUGAGAACGUCACAAUUGCGAGAAUCUGCCGAGGUUUCUGUUGGUCAAAACUCUCUUGCAGGAUAUGAGCUUUUCGAUUUGGUGGUCCUGAGUGGAGGCGGAUCUGCUAACGAAGUUGGUGUUAUCGUUCGUGUUGGUCUAGAAGACUUUACUGUAGUCAACAACCACGGAAUCAAUCGAGAUGUACGACCAGAGGAACUUCGAGGAAAACGAAAUACAAUGUCAAAUAGGGCAGUUGCGUUGGACGUGCAGGGAAACCAAAUGCGAUGCGGUGACUCUGUAAACGUUGCAGAAGGGCCUCACAAGGGCAAGGCUGCAACGAUCAAACGUAUGAGCCGUGCUCAGCUGUUCCUUUAUUCCCAAACAAGGCUGGAACACGCUGGUAUCUUCGUGGUGCGUAGUCGGAGCUGUGUCCUAUCAGGUUCCCGAAACCAAAGCCGCACCGGGGCUGGCGAUGGUGGUUCGACUCCUUUCGCAACACCGCAGUCACAAUCUCGUGGUCCUGCUGGUGGGAGAGGCAAACGCGAUGAUGCAUUGGUUGGAAAGACUGUUCGUAUUCAGGCUGGACAAUGGAAAGGGUAUCUUGGUGCUGUAUGUGAUGCUACUGCAACACACGUCCAGGUAGAGCUACAUUCCAGACUGAAGAAGGUAAUGGUUAUCAGAGAACGAGUUGCUGUUGUUGGCGACAAGUUUGGUGCUACUGAGGACAUGAGCCAAAACGACCCCAAUAGUCAGAAUACAGCUGCAGCUUCUGCUUAUGCUGCUGCAGCAACUCCAAUGCACGGUGGCGCUACUCCAAUGCACGGUGGUGCAACGCCAAUGCACGAAUCAGGUGGUGACGAGGUUUGGCGCCCAGGUGCCAUGGAUGAAGAACAAGUUGCAGAUAAUUCGGGCGUGUGGGGAGCUGAUACUUCAUCGGAAAAAAAUACAUUUGGCUCUCCAGCUAACGAUGCAGAUGAUGGAUGGGGAAGCUCCCAAGCUGGAAAUACAUGGCAACCUUCAGGGGAAAAGCAAGAGCCUGGUGUUGAUCCGAACCAGUCUGCACCAGCUGACAACCAAAUUGCAGUCAAGCAUGAAGAACCGGCAAUGGCUACCGACACAGAUACAAACAACAAUAAUGAUGUUUGGUUCAUGGAGCGUGUGUGUGUUCAAUUGAAGAGUGACGAGCGCAGUGCUGUGAUCAAGGAGAUCAAUGCUGAUAAGACGGCGGUUGUUGAGUUGGAUGACAGGUCGACACAAACCGUAAGAGUUGACGAAGUUUCUCGUGUCAACCCCAAAGAGAAGGAUAUGGUCUUGGUUAUCGGAGGCGCAGAUGUUGGUGUCGAAGGUGAACUUGUCUGUAUUGAUGGCACCGAUGCCAUUCUCAAGGAUUCCAAUGAAGAUUUCAAGAUUGUGGACUUUGUACUGCUUGCCAAGAUUACAUCCGACAAUUAA
Molecule: messenger RNA, 3228 nt
Organism: Cylindrotheca closterium
Lineage: Eukaryota; Bacillariophyta; Bacillariophyceae; Bacillariales; Bacillariaceae
Source: the annotation of a GenBank genome assembly